AGUGAAACUCCUGCCUUUCACCUGUGACAAUCGCAGUCUGCGGGAGAGCAACAAAUGGCCACACCGCAUCCAUCUCAGGAGCCCGUGACCUUUGCAGAGGUGGCCGUGUAUUUCAGCAGGGAGCAGUGGGCGCUGCUGGACCCUGCGCAGCGAGCGCUGUACCGGGACGUGAUGCUGGAGACGUACGCGUGCGUGGCCUCGCUGGCCCCCAAACCUAUGGUGGUCUCCCUGCUUGAAGGAGAGGAAGACCCCUGGGACCCAGAUGUGCAUGUCCUGGAGGACAUGGCAGGAGAUCUCAGCCCAGGUGAGAUGGUGGGGGACAGGAGGAGGUUGGGCUGACAAGAACCAUCUUUG
Messenger RNA from Tympanuchus pallidicinctus (lesser prairie-chicken), 354 nucleotides. Its product is annotated as zinc finger protein 707-like. The transcript has 3 exons. Gene Ontology annotation, biological process: regulation of DNA-templated transcription. The record is from RefSeq and is a predicted model, not a curated record. NCBI's taxonomy places the organism in Eukaryota, Metazoa, Chordata, Aves, Galliformes, Phasianidae. Bases 55 to 339 code for a protein of 94 amino acids.